CGAAUUUCCCGCUGUGCUCGUAGUUGGCUAUGCUCGCCAGCUAUUGGUGCGACUAAGGGCUUGCUAGGGGAAAUAUCAAUUUGGGGUCCAUGACGUCGAAGCCAUCGACAAAAAUCCUCCAUGUCAGAUUGCCAUUCCUUCAAAGUCAACGGCCAUCCUUAAUAUGCCCACUGUCAUCAGACCACAGCCGUCCAAAGUUGGCCGCAGCCAAGACCGAGUUUUCCGGACUUCCAAGGAGCUGCUCACCAAAAUCUCGUAUCAGGACAGUUAUCUCCCGGUUCUCCACACCUCGUUCCCCGAUCUGGGCUCUUCCGAUUCACCCUCACUUGGGGUUGUGCACUACGAGAAUGGCUUCGUCCACACCGUGCUGCACGCGUUCCAGCAGGACCUGCAUCUGGAGUUGCGCCCUGACGACGUCUGGCUGGCCAUCCUCUCGCAAUUCAGCUUCUUCGUGAAGGGCCAUGGCGAGGAGCUGCGGUCUGCCUUCGUCGCUCAUGAAGGCCAGAUGAGCCUUGAGGUCGACAUGCGACCGCACUCACUCAACGAUGUCGACAUCAACCUUUUCGUCGAGCGCAUGGUGGACUUGGUGAAGUCCCGGCUUCGCGAUCCCGCCGUCGCGUCAUGGCUGCUGCCGCGCUUCUCCACGACGACACAAACGGACGCCACUGUCGCCGCCAUGAUCUUCAUGGGCUCCAUGAAGCAGUACUUCAACUAUCAGAUGCGGAUUGGGUGCGGUUUCCCCUCUGUGACACUACAUGGUACACGCGAAGACUGGGAGUUGAUACGUCAGUCCAUCUCGCAGUUGACAACCCUAGGGGACUUCCAGGAACUUCGCGACUGGGUUAUGUGUCUGGACUGCGUCCUCGUGCAUAUGAUAGCCGGAUUCGACAACCCUGACGCACAAGAGGUCAAGGCAUUUUGGAUGCGCGCCGCUCACGCCGGCGGCCAGCGAGCCUCAGGUGGCCUAGUGACCCUAUCGGGCUGGCUCACGGCAUUUUGCUUCUGGCAGGUCGAUGGGACACGCACAUAUGCGUACACCGAUGAAGAGCUCAGCCGCCAAUGGAGCCUGGGCAAAAAUCCCGAGGAGUGGGCCAGGCUUGAGUUAUCGGGUGUUGGCUUUCCCGUUAUUGGGAGGGAGAAGAUUCCAGCUGCUACUGUCAAUGUGCCCGUUCGUGUUGUUGAUGGCUUUGUAGAGGAACAAGCGUUGAUUAUUGCUGGGCUAGUAGGCAUGGAGAUAGAUACUAUAGAGCUCUCCUCCGCUAAGCCUCGACCUGGGUGGUGGUUGUUGCAUAAAAAAUAAUGGUCAGAUAAUAUUACUAUUAGUUUUAGAGUAUCUAUUCACAGACUCGACAUGACUUGAAAGUCGUGUUUUGUGCAAGCAUUGAGAAGAG
This is a messenger RNA of Ilyonectria robusta, 1391 nucleotides long. RefSeq lists its product as uncharacterized. The record is from RefSeq and is a predicted model, not a curated record. The transcript has a single exon. NCBI's taxonomy places the organism in Eukaryota, Fungi, Ascomycota, Sordariomycetes, Hypocreales, Nectriaceae. The coding region runs from base 164 to 1300 and encodes 378 amino acids.